This is a messenger RNA of Theileria orientalis strain Shintoku, 1371 nucleotides long. RefSeq lists its product as hypothetical. The record is from RefSeq and is a predicted model, not a curated record. The transcript has 2 exons. NCBI's taxonomy places the organism in Eukaryota, Apicomplexa, Aconoidasida, Piroplasmida, Theileriidae. The coding region runs from base 1 to 1371 and encodes 456 amino acids.
AUGGCAGUACCUAAAUUACCACUGAUUGUUCCCAAAAAGGCCUCAUCCAUUCUAGUUCCGAAAGUGGCACCAAAAUUAGCUCCUGUUCUUUUGCCAAAAAAUCCGCCUUUGGCAAAAUCUUUGCAUUCCGGAUCUAGUUCGUCCGCUACGAGGCCUGUGGAUGACAAUUCUGGCCAAAAAGUUCAAGACAAAUUAACAAAACUAGUCAGUCACGGCAGUUUAAGUGUAAGUAAGCUCAGUUCCAACGAAUCUCACAACGAGCCCGAUUCUGUUCAGGGGAAUUCACAUUCUGAUGCUCAGGUUGCGCCUGUUCAGGCUUUUAGUCAAAGCUCGAAAGAUUUCGAGCGUAAGACCACCUUAUUGAACGGCAGAAAACCUUCGAGUGGGUCCUUUCAUGAUGACCUUGCCGCUCGAUUAAACAACUCCAGUAUUUUAAACGAUUUGGGCGUUCCUCAGUAUAAGAAGCUCACUACCAAGCCCACUCCAAAUGAUGGUAACCCUGACUCACAGUGGCCUUCAAAGCCCGCUUCUAUGGAAACCGACAAAUCGUCAAAGGCCGCUUCUAAUGUAUCAGAUGCUGCUCAUAACGGCGAUGAUGCUAGUGGACUUAACGACAGCCUUAAUUUCGGUAACGACGAGAGGGAAGAUGUUGGCUACUCACCCUGGCUAAAGAUCGAGAGGCGGAUCAAUCAAAUCAGGUCCAUGGCGUCCAAGGACUUAAAGGGAAAGACUCCUGCUAAUAAACGCGCUCAAACUCCCAAUCUAUACAACAACUACAACCCUGAGUAUGUGGAGGGCAAGUGGAAAAAGGAGUUGGCUCACCCUCUCAGCUACGGCAUGGUUCAAAAACUCAACGACAGGCACCAAUUUGAUCUCCCUAAGGACAACUGGAAGUUCAUCAACGGGUUUCUCAGGCCCAGGAGGAAGCCCUUUACCAGCAUGUCUGAGAUGUCGAAGCACUUUCAAAAGGUGGACACUAGGGACCAGUACGAGCUUAUCAAGCUCCUGCUUGCGUGCAGAGACCUUGAGAAGCUCAUUGAGGAACAGCACACUGUGCUUGACAUGCUCGACCACGACUUGCGGGAGGCCAGGGACCUCUUCCCUGACUCUCUCAACAACGUCACCACUCAGAAGCUCCACGGCUCCGUUCCUGAAGAUGAGCCCUUUUACCCCUCGAGUGAGGCUCCGCUGUUUAUCAAGGGUCGUGUCUUCCUCCUGCCAAACAAGGGCAAGGGCAACAAUGGCUCUGGAAAGAAACCAUAUAUUUCAUAUAAACCUGUAUACGGGUCCGUUUCUGGAAAUAUUUUUGGUACAGCCGUGGCUAGUCUGACUAAAAAUACAAGACCUGGACCCUUACACAUUUCCGUUUAA